Schistosoma spindalis is the source of this 798-nucleotide messenger RNA. The record is from the annotation of a GenBank genome assembly. NCBI's taxonomy places the organism in Eukaryota, Metazoa, Platyhelminthes, Trematoda, Strigeidida, Schistosomatidae.
AUGGCGCCCAUUUUAGCUACUUGCGUGUCAUCACAAAGUGUCGGGAUAACCAGUUUAUGUUCUGCAAACAAAAUAACCCUUGCAGGUUUUUAUGGAUAUAAAACCCGUACUUACUUCUUUGCUGGAAUCGGAUUUCUUCCUUUCCUCUGGUGGAUUAACGUUUUUUGUUUUUUAAAAGAGUUGUCUGCCCCACAGGCAUAUCCAGAAUCAAAGCUGAUUAGGAAAUACGUCACUUUAAGUUUAAUUGGAGCAUUGUCUUGGACAGUUGUCUUUGCCGUUUGGAUUGUUACUUUCCUAAAUUUCCGGAUUAUGAUGAUGUCACCAAGGGAUAACGAAUGCCUUCCCAAUGGGUCUGUUUGGGAGGUUACAGACUUGCUAGCUGAGGAUACUGUCAUCGGUGAAACCCCUUGUAUUUACACUUCUUCAUCUGGAUCUCGGCAUAUCUUCAUAUCUACAAAGUCCGGAUUUAUGAGCCAGGUGCUUUACAUAAGUCGUCACGUGGACCGUUUAUUAUAUAAAUAUCAUAGUUCAUCUCAGUUCGAUCCCUCAAAACCGUCUGAAUUUUGGAUUCACGGUAUAGGACCGCUUAGUAUUCUGAGGACAGCUGAACUGGCUCUACACUUAAGUCAUCGAUUGUACCCUGGGCACCUCAAAAUAUCAACUUACACGAGCAGCUGUUCAACUAAGAAACACAUCAUAUCUCAAGUAGAAAAUGAGAAAAUUUCAAUAAGAGAAGAACCGCGGACUAAAGGUGCUAUUCAUGUCCAUAUCCGCUUGGUCCCCACACGCGAUACUUAG